AAUAGAUUUUGUAAAAUAACGAGUUGCGCAGAUUGUAGUCUUCACGUUCACUUGGUCGUUUUCGACAAUGAGUUGUAUGCAUGCGGUCAAAAGUCGAUCACUGAUACCACAAACAAAGUGUUCGUGUUCAGAAGAAAUAAAUGGACUAAAGUCAUCGAAAUAACGGGGAUCCGGUUAUUUCUCCUUUCUUAUGAGAAUUCAAUUUUAGUCUUAAAUAAGGAAAGAAAAAUAGUUUCAUUACUGAAACCAGAGGAAAGUUAUAGACUGAAAAAGAAUUUUGAGACUCUUCCUGAAAAGGGGACCUUUGAGUAUGCCCUCAUAUAUGGAAGUAAAUUGCUUGUGUUUCUUGCAGAGAAUGUUGAAGGUGUUGAAGAAACAGCUGUUCAUUGUUUGGAUUUAAUCAAUAAAACCUGGACCAAACUUGACAAUCUUAAAGGGCCGGCCAAACAUUUGAUCAGUUUUCAAGACGAUGAGACCAACUACAUUAUACAAAGAAAUGGAAAUGUGUGGAGAUUGGUAGGGACCAAAGAUAAACUUGUGUCAUUUAAAUUUAUUGGAAAACUAUGGACAGCCGAUAGAAUUUUACAUGGCGCUGUGCUUUACAAAGAUCAACUCACCUUACAUGGAGACAGUCCAAAAAACUAUCCUAAAGCUACAAAAUUGGUUCUAAAUGAAUUUCCAUAUUCUUUAAAUUAUUGGGGUAGGAACGGUGCUUCUUCUAAUUUCCUGCCUGUUAUAUUAGCCAAGAGUUGUCUUAUCUCAUAAAAAUGGGGAUGAGUGCACAAAUCGGUGAGGAAUGGAUCAGUUUUCAAGAUGGUGAGAUCAACUACAUAUUACACAACAAUGGAAAUGGUCGGAG
Messenger RNA from Lymnaea stagnalis (great pond snail), 859 nucleotides. The record is from the annotation of a GenBank genome assembly. Lineage: Eukaryota; Metazoa; Mollusca; Gastropoda; Lymnaeidae.